Lolium rigidum is the source of this 2166-nucleotide messenger RNA. RefSeq names its product ABC transporter F family member 1-like. The coding region runs from base 129 to 1907 and encodes 592 amino acids. NCBI's taxonomy places the organism in Eukaryota, Viridiplantae, Streptophyta, Magnoliopsida, Poales, Poaceae. The transcript is spliced from 5 exons. Gene Ontology annotation, molecular function: ATP binding; ATP hydrolysis activity. The record is from RefSeq and is a predicted model, not a curated record.
GCACAAGAGGUUUCUGGAAGGAAAGCCAAGCCCACGACGACACGACACCAUCCUUCCUUCUUCUUCUCCGGCAACCCCUCGCCGGCGCCACCUAUCUCCCUGCCUCACUCGUCACCGGCCAGCCAGCCAUGGUGUCCGAGGCCAGCAAGAAGAAGGCCGCGCAGAAGAAGGCCGCUGCUGCCGCAAAGAGGGGCGCCAAGGUGCCCACCUCCUCGUCGACCUCCUCUUCAACCAAGGCCGCUGCCGACGCCCUCGCCGCCGUCCACCUCUCCGACCGCACCUGCACCGCCGUCCUCACCUCCCACCCGCUCUCCAGGGACAUCCACAUAGAGUCUCUCACUUUGACAUUCCACGGCCACGAUCUACUCGUUGACACGGAGCUGGAGCUCAACUACGGCAGGCGCUAUGGUUUGCUUGGUCUGAAUGGCUGUGGAAAGUCUUGCCUUCUCAAAGCAAUAGGAUGCAGAGAGCUUCCUAUUCCUGAGCACAUGGAUAUAUACCACCUCAGCCACGAGAUUGAGGCUUCAGACAUGUCUGCGCUCGGAGCGGUCAUCAGUUGUGAUGAGGAAAGGGUCAAGCUGGAAAAGGAAGCUGAAGUUUUGGCUGCUCAAGAUGAUGGUGGAGGUGAAGCUUUGGAGCGCGUGUAUGAGCGGUUAGAAGCUAUUGAUGCAUCCACCGCUGAGAAGCGUGCUGCUGAGAUUUUGUUUGGCUUAGGCUUUAACAAGCAGAUGCAGGCCAAGAAAACUAGGGAUUUUUCUGGUGGUUGGCGCAUGAGAAUUGCUUUGGCAAGAGCUCUGUUCAUGAACCCGACCAUCCUUUUGCUUGACGAGCCUACCAAUCAUCUCGAUCUUGAGGCAUGUGUCUGGCUGGAAGAAACACUAAAGAAAUUUGACCGUAUACUUGUUGUCAUAUCACACUCCCAAGAUUUUCUGAAUGGAGUAUGUACGAAUAUCAUCCACAUGCAGAACAGGAAGCUUAAGCUGUACACUGGCAAUUUUGACCAGUAUGUGCAGACACGGUCAGAACUGGAAGAGAACCAGAUGAAGCAGUACAGGUGGGAGCAGGACCAGAUCGCUUCGAUGAAGGAGUACAUCGCCCGUUUCGGUCACGGGUCUGCGAAGCUUGCACGGCAGGCCCAGAGCAAGGAGAAGACGCUCGCUAAGAUGGAGCGCGGUGGGCUGACGGAGAAGGUCGCAAGGGACAGGAUACUGACGUUCCGCUUCACAGAUGUCGGCAAGCUCCCGCCACCAGUGCUGCAGUUUGUGGAGGUGACGUUUGGGUACACGCCGGAGAACCUGAUCUACCGGAAGCUGGACUUCGGGGUGGACCUAGACUCGAGGGUGGCGUUGGUGGGCCCGAAUGGGGCGGGGAAGAGCACGCUGCUGAAGCUGAUGACGGGGGAGCUGGCGCCACUGGACGGGAUGGUGCGGCGGCACAACCACCUGCGGAUUGCGCAGUUCCACCAGCACCUGGCAGAGAAGCUUGACCUGGACGUGUCGGCGCUGCAGUACAUGAUGGACGAAUACCCAGGCAACGGGGAGGAGCGGAUGCGCGCAGCGAUCGGCAGGUUCGGGCUGUCGGGGAAGGCGCAGGUGAUGCCGAUGCGGAACCUGUCGGAUGGGCAGCGGAGCCGGGUGAUCUUCGCGUGGCUGGCGUGGCGGGAGCCGCAGCUGCUGCUGCUGGAUGAGCCGACGAACCACCUGGACAUCGAGACGAUCGACUCGCUGGCGGAGGCACUGAGGGAGUGGGACGGGGGCCUUGUGCUGGUGAGCCACGACUUCCGGCUGAUCAACCAGGUGGCGGAGGAGAUCUGGGUGUGCGAGAAUCAGGCAGUGACGCGGUGGGGAGGUGACAUCAUGGAGUUCAAGGAGCACCUCAGGAGCAAGUCCGGCCGGUCGGAGGACUGAGGGUUGAGUUGGGUUACUUGAGUGUGUCCGCUGAUGAAUGCUCGAGCUAGCUAGUAUUGAGGUGAGAAGAUGUAUAGCUACCUAGGUGUUGAGUUGUGGUUACCGUGAAGGAAUCCGGUGCAUGCUAUGACGGAUGAUGCUGAUAGUUGGUAGUAUGCUGCUGCCUACCUUAUGUAUGCGCGGCACGACACGGCACCAAUCAGAUGCGUGUAACCUGAAUAAGUUACUGUACAACAGUGUUCAUGAACAUUUGAAUCUU